AUGGAAGAUGCUGCUUCCUCGUUUUGGAGUACUGCUGCUGAAACAAGUUUCGCACCACUUGUGAAUUCCUUGAACCUUGGCAUUGGGAGCCCACUUCUGUUGGGCCCUCCUCCUUUACAGCUUGCACAAAUUAAGACCCAGUUGGCUCUUCAGCAGUUGACCUCACUUGCCACCAGCAGCUCUGCACCCCCUCAUGCUUGGUUCAACCAGGCAUUGCUGAAAAGCACCAUGUUUAGCCCUAGAGGAACUUUACCUCCGAGGCCGAGAGGACCUAAUCCAUCUGGCACAAAGCCCCCGGGAUCCUUUCGGGGAGGAGGUGCAGGAGGUCUUCAGAGAAAGCCUGCAGCUGGGACACCUCAAGGAGCACCACAAAGAUUUUCGGGACAGGAGUCGUUUCAGUGGACAGGUUCCCAGAGGAUAAACGUUCGGGUAACUCUGCACAGGGCUGACCCCAGGCAGGUAAAGGAGAAGACCAACCUCCACCAGGAGCAGAAGAGUGAGCCUCACACGAGCUGCUGGGACAGCAAUCCCCGCCCAGCUGUGACAACUGGACAGAAGUCAUCUGCCUCUGCACGGAUCCCGGAGCAGAAUUCCAACGCCCAGAACCGCUACACCCCCGAAAGCGCUUCCAGCAUCUUGGCAAGUUUUGGGCUGUCCAAUGAAGACCUGGAGGAGCUGAGUCGCUAUCCAGAUGAACAGUUAACGCCCGAAAACAUGCCCCUGAUCUUGAGAGAAAUCCGGAUCCGUAAGAUGGGCCAUUCCUCCUCUCGUGUGCACCCCCAGAGCCGAGGGGAAGAGCCCGUUGGUGGCCCGAGCGGGGCAGCAGUCAAGAGUAAAGUGAUUGAUUACGGGCACGCCAGCAAAUACGGUUACACGGAAGAUCCUCUGGAAGUGCGUCCCUACAAUCCCGAGGCGCUGCCUGCAGAGCCUCUGGAGCCACAUGUCUAUAAUCCCGAAGCACCCAGUGGGGAGAACAGGGAGGACUUCCAACGAGAGCAGAACAUGCCCAUGAGUGUCUCCUCGUCGAGUGUGACCUGUAAUCCGGUGUUUCCAGUUGAAGAGUUAAUAAAGCCGACGGGGUUCCAGAGCGAUUCCUCAAACCCUCCAUCGUUCUUUCCAGCUGAGACUCCAGGAAAGGUGUCCGGAUUGUGUGCGGCACCCUCUGGACUCACUGUGGUGACAUCUGUCUCCCAGCCUGCAAUACCUCUGGUCAUGCCACCUAUGGUGCCACCUGUCUCCCAGCCUGCAGUACCACCUGUGAUGCCACCUAUGGUGCCACCUGUGUCCCAACCUGCUGUCCCGCCAGUCAUGCCACCUAUGAUGCCACCUGUGUCCCAGCCUGCAAUCCCACCAGUCAUGCCACCUGUGUUGCCACCUGUCUCCCAGCCUGCAGUGCCACCUGUCAUGCCUCCCAUGAUGCCACCUAUGAUCACCCCCUUGGCUCCCAUGCUGGCACCUGUCAUGCUGACUUUUGUCCAGCAGUCGAUGACCCAGCACGUGAUGCCACCAAUAAGCCACCCACCUUUUUCACCUGAACUCCUUGCAAAACUCAGCCAGCACGAAAGAAGUCAGCGUGAAUCCGGGACAAGCCAGUCGGUUGCCCCCAGUGCCCCGGGGGCAGGACAGAAGCCCUUCCAGCCCAAGGCUGAGGGGCCCAUUAAAUCUCCUUUCGGGAUCGUGAAGGCAUCGUGGCUUCCUGCCUUUCUCCAAGCUGAUUCUCAGAAGAUACAAAGACUGCCCACCCCCUCAAUGAUGAAUGACUACUAUGCCACAUCUCCAAGAAUAUUCCCACAUAUGUGUUCUCUGUGUAACAUUGAAUGCACUCAUAUGAAGCCUGCAGUGCCACCUGUCAUGCCUCCCAUGAUGCCACCUAUGAUCACCCCCUUGGCUCCCAUGCUGGCACCUGUCAUGCUGACUUUUGUCCAGCAGUCGAUGACCCAGCACGUGAUGCCACCAAUAAGCCACCCACCUUUUUCACCUGAACUCCUUGCAAAACUCAGCCAGCACGAAAGAAGUCAGCGUGAAUCCGGGACAAGCCAGUCGGUUGCCCCCAGUGCCCCGGGGGCAGGACAGAAGCCCUUCCAGCCCAAGGCUGAGGGGCCCAUUAAAUCUCCUUUCGGGAUCGUGAAGGCAUCGUGGCUUCCUGCCUUUCUCCAAGCUGAUUCUCAGAAGAUACAAAGACUGCCCACCCCCUCAAUGAUGAAUGACUACUAUGCCACAUCUCCAAGAAUAUUCCCACAUAUGUGUUCUCUGUGUAACAUUGAAUGCACUCAUAUGAAGGACUGGAUUCUGCACCAGAACACUCCUUCCCAUAUUGAAAGCUGCUGCCAGCUCCGGCAACAGUACCCUGACUGGAACCCUGAGUCUCAUUCCUCCAAGAGAAAUGCUGGCGAGAGAAAAGAAAACCAGACCCCCAAGCGCCGCUCCAGCUCGGCCAGCCCCAGGAAGAAGUCUGGGAAUGUGAAGAAGCCACCCAAAACAAGUGGUUCUCUGAAGGCUUCCAAGAAAGAAGUGCCUUCCGGGUCUGGGUCAAGUUCAUCUCCUGGAACUGAUGAUUUACCCCAAAGCAAAGAAACAGAAGAGAGUAAAGGAGGUUCACCCACAGAGCCCAGUGCCCCUCGACCUGUUCCCUACAAUAGGCUGUUGAGAAAGGAAUUGCUCUCUUGUGGGACAGUCCUUCAAAUAACUGGCCUCCCAGAUGAUGGCUUUUCAGAUCAAGAUAUUAAAAAGAUUGUUCAGCCAUUUGGCAAAGUCAGUGAUUUCCUGGUACUUCGCUCCAAAAACAUGGCCUUCUUGGAGAUGAACUACAAAGAAGCUGUGGUAGCAGCUGUGAAAUACGGGAAGACGGCACCAGUGCUGAUCAAUGGGAAGCAGGUGAAGAUUAGUGUGGCAGAGAAGCCAAAAGUAUCUUCUGGCCAGGAGCUGGAUGAUACAUGUGUGGUGGUCAUUUCAAACUUGCCUGAGAAAGGAUAUUCUGUUGAGGAGGUUUCCAACCUAGCAAAGCCAUUUGGGGGACUGAGGGAUGUGCUGAUUUUAUCAUCUCAUAAAAAGGCCUAUAUGGAAAUAAGUAGAAAAUCUGCAGAUUCCAUGGUUAAAUUUUACACCUGCUUCCCAAUGUCUCUGGAUGGGAACCAGCUCAGCAUCAGCAUGGGGCCUCAGUGGAGCACUGUCAGAGAUGAAGAGGCAAUAUUUACUGCUAUAAUUAAAGACUCUGACCCCAAGGUCAACACUGAAACUCUGCAUAACCAGUUUGUGCACCUGGGGAACCUGCCAGCUGAUGGGUACAGGGAACUUGAAGUAGUUUGUGUGGGACUUCGGUUUGGGAAAGUGCAUCAUUAUGUUGUGCUGAAGAAUAAAAACAAGGCCAUUCUCCAGCUGGAUAGUCCCAAGUCAGCCCGAUCCAUGUACAGCUUCCUGAAGCAAUAUCCCUACAGCAUGGGGGAGCACACCCUGACCUGCACGUUGUCACCCCAAGGAGAGGCUACUGAGGCUGACCCUGUGGUAGAAGAGGUGAAGCCAGAGGAGCCCAGCCCAGGAAGCUCUGGCUUGAAAAAAUAUCCAGAGGGAUCAGGAGUGGUGCAAACAGCAGCUGCUAAUCCUCCAGUAGAGCCCAGUGUGGCACAGGAAGGACCCGUUGCCAUCUGUCAUGUCAAGGACCAGAUGUCAGCAGUGCAGCUUGAGCCCUCUGAGUCCCAGCUGGACAGAGCGCUCAGGGAGUCACCAGCACAGACAUCUGUGAAAGACCUGGAUGCUGGAGUAGAAGCUACUGUGGUGUCCAUCAAAUCCACCAGUACCCAACCAGCUGAGGGGAAGCCAGAAGAGAUGCAGCCACCGCCUGCCAGUGUGGAGGAAGAGGAGGCAGUUAAAGACAGUGCCCACCCAGAGCUGUUGGAAUCCGCUGCUGUGUCUUCAUCAGAGAAGGAGAUCAAAGAGAAAGGUGAAGAGCUGCCUGCUCCCCCCGUUGAGCCAGCACAAGAGCUGUCUGAUGGGGGCAAGGCUGAAGAUGUGCCCUCAGAUGGUGCAGCAGGGGGACACCUGGGGGCUGUCCCUGAGCCAGCGCCCCCCGGGGGUGAUGCAGCUUCAGUGAAGAUGGUGUCACCCAUUGUCACACCCACAAACCACAAGUCGGAUGCUCCUGAAAACAAUCCUGUUUCUGACCCUGUGAAAACCAAAGAUGAAAUGCCUGUAACUCAGAUAACAAAGAAGAAACCCAUGCUUAAAACUGGGGCAGCCGAGGAGAAGAAACUGGACGUUGCUGGAGCAGACAAAGAGGUGAAACCAGAAGAGUCUGCCCUCAAAGCUGGAAGAGCUGCUGAGGACAACCCUGACAAGCUUUUGGUCAAGACAGGGGCAGAAACAGAGAAGAAAAGUGAAAAACUUGUGGCCAGUGUUGGGAUUGUUGUGGAAAACACUGCAGAUGCUGUCAGUGAGAACAGUCAGGGAAGUUUAAUCAACACCCAACAAAACAAAGGGACAGGACCAGCAAAAACUGAUGAAACCCACCGAACAGUUACAUUCAACUCCUCCUUAUCUGCCAAGGAUCCCUCCUCUGUUGGUAUAACACUUUUAAAGGCAGUGGUGUCUCUCCCAGAUAUAUUGAAGUCAAGGGUUCCAAUGAGGAGAAAGAAGCCUUUGUUGUGCAAAGGAGGGGGUAAGAAAGCUCCCUUGAAACCUAAGCCCCAAGGCCAAGCAGUGGUGGAGAAGAAGAUGGCCCACAAAGAAGAGGACCAUCCACAACCUGGGAGCAGCCAAGCAAGCCCGGGAGAUGGCAGCAGCAAAUGUAAAGUGAGCAGAAGUUCUGUUGGUGGUGGAAAGGGAGGCAAUGGGAGGAAUUCAUCCCAGCAAGAGAAGGACUCCCGAGUGGAAUCUAGGGCUAGUUCAAAACAGUCUCAAGAGGGAGAGAGUAGAUCAUCCAGCAUGAAGACAGACAACAGCAGCAAUAAGGCUCCUGUGGGUGGCAAUGCUAAGGCUUCCAGGAGUGGCAGCAGCAGCAGUGCAAAGCAGAAAGAGGAAGAAGAGCUGUUUCCAUUUAACCUGGAUGAGUUUGUCACCGUGGACGAGGUGGUGGAGGAGGUCGAGUCUCCUGUGAAGACGCGGCGAAAUCCCCCGAGGGUGAAGAGAAAAGUUGGUGCUAAAACCACCUCCUCGUCCGAGCCUGGCUCCAAGAGGAGGAAAGGGAAGAGCUCGGAGGCACAUCUGCCUGAGGGUGAGCUCUCUUUUGUCACCCUGGAUGAGAUCGGGGAGGAGGAGGAGGUGGCUGCCCACGACCCGCAGGGCCUGGUCGUGGUGGAUGAAGUGAUGGAGGAGGAGGAACUUCUGUCAGAAGCUGUGAAGGACCCGCAGUCGCUCGUUACGUUGGACGAGAUCUCUGAGCAGGAGGACCUUGGUUCUCGUAAAGGUGUCCCCGGGUCUGCUUUUGAGGAGCAGGAUUUGAAAGCUGAGCCCUUGGUGACUGUGGAUGAGAUCGGGGAGGUGGAAGAGCUGCCUCUGAACGAGCCGACGGACUUGAGCCUUGAGGAGGUGCUGAAGCAGAAGAAGGGCAAGGGGGCUGCUGAGAAGGCUGGAGGUGGUGCCUCCUCUCAGGUGUCUAACGAUCCCAGUGCUCUGUUGACAGUGGAUGAAAUCCAGGAGGACAGUGAAGAUAACCCCCUGGUGACUUUGGAUGAGGUUAACGAAGAUGAAGAUGAUUUUCUGGCCGAUUUCAAUCGUCUAAAAGAGGAACUAAACUUUGUGACAGUGGAUGAAGUUGGAGAGGAGGAUGAGGAAGAAGAAAACACUUUACCAGGGACAAAUGUGAAAGAAGACAAUGAAGAUUCUGUCGCUGUUGCAGGACCAGAAGAAGAGGAAAAGGCUGCCAUUGCAGGACCAGAAGGGGAGGAGGUUGCUGCUGUUGCAGGAUCAGAAGAAAUGCAAGUUCUGGGAGAUACGAGUCCAAAAGAAGAAACUACUGCAACCCCGAAGUCAAAAGUGGAUCAGCUGGGAUCUGGAGAUAAGGACCCAGUGUCUAAGCAGAAGAAAAAGGCUCCUUCAGAGGCAUCAAAGACACAGAGUACCCCACGAGAUCUGGAUUACCUGCUCCCCAAGGCUGGCUUCUUCUGUCAGAUCUGCUCGCUCUUCUACGCCGAUGAAACCUCUGUGAAAAACCACUGCAAGACACCCCUUCAUCAGCAGAACAUGGAGAAGUUCAUGGCCAAGCAGCAGCAGCAGGAGGAUAACGAUGGAGAAGAGCAGAGUUCCAGGUGA
Messenger RNA from Chaetura pelagica (chimney swift), 6243 nucleotides. RefSeq names its product zinc finger protein 638 (gene ZNF638). Gene Ontology annotation, molecular function: mRNA binding; zinc ion binding. Gene Ontology annotation, cellular component: nucleus. The record is from RefSeq and is a predicted model, not a curated record. Bases 1 to 6243 code for a protein of 2080 amino acids. The transcript is spliced from 22 exons. Lineage: Eukaryota; Metazoa; Chordata; Aves; Apodiformes; Apodidae. Gene Ontology annotation, biological process: regulation of RNA splicing; RNA splicing.